AUGGGAAGCAUUCCAGCAGCACAAAUUGACUUGAAGAAUUUACACCUUCGUGUCCAUUCUGGAGAGCGGCCAUAUAAGUGUUCAUUUUGUCCAAAAGCUUUCACGGCAUCUUCCAUACUUCGCACACAUGUCCGUCAGCACAGCGGUGAGAAACCAUUCAAGUGUGCAUUCUGCGGCAAACCUUUCGCAUCUCAUGCUGCCCACGAUAGCCAUGUUCGUCGUACACACGGUGUCAAUAAAGAGUGA
Messenger RNA from Cylicostephanus goldi, 246 nucleotides. The record is from the annotation of a GenBank genome assembly. NCBI's taxonomy places the organism in Eukaryota, Metazoa, Nematoda, Chromadorea, Rhabditida, Strongylidae.